CCGAUAGAAAGAAGGAUGAGUGUGUGUGUGUAUGUCUGCAUCAUGAGUAUGUCUGCUUUAUUGUUUUCUCUUUUUUUUUUUCUUUCUUUUGUUUUGGAAGGAGAAAUCAGAGUGAAAUGAAAGAAACUCCUGCAGAGCUAAGCCAUUCUGUGGUAGAAAGUCCCAAGCAGUGGUUGAUGGAUGAUGGAUCCUGUGACUUUACUCGGAGAAAAAGCUGUGCAACACAUGAGAGAAUCCAGCUUAGAGAGAGACAUUGUGAAUGUACCGAAUGUGGAAAAGGUUUUAUAAAAAAGGAAAAUCUUAUUGUACAAUCGGGAAUCCACACUAGAGAGAAGCCUUCUGAAUGUAACCACUGUGGAAAGGCUUUUAGAAAUAAGAAAGAUCUCACUGAUCAUCAGAGAAUCCACACUGGAGAGAAAUUUUAUGAGUGUAACCAAUGUGGAAAGGCCUUUAGAGACAAGAGGACUCUUAUUGUACAUGAGAGAAUCCACACUGGAGAGAAGCCUUAUGAAUGUAACCAAUGUGGAAAGGCUUUUAAAGACAAGAAAGUUGCUACUGUACAUCAGAAAAUCCACACUGGAGAGAAACCUUAUGAAUGUAACCAGUGUGGAAAGGCUUUUAAAAGCAAGGGAAAUCUUACUAGACAUCAGAUAAUGCAUACUGGAGAGAAGCCUUAUCAAUGUAACCAGUGUGGAAAGGCUUUUAGAGACAAGAGCGCUCUUACCGAACAUGAGAGAAUCCAUACUGGAGAGAAGCCUUAUGAAUGUAACCAGUGUGGAAAGGCUUUUAGAAGAAAGAGAAAUCUUAUUCUUCAUCAGCAAACACACACUGGAGAGAAAACAUAUGAAUGUAACCAAUGUGGAAAGUCUUUUAGAAAAAAGGGAAAUCUUAGUGUUCAUCAGCAAACACACACUGGAGAGAAACCUUAUGAGUGUAACCAAUGUGAAAAGGCUUUUAGAAGCAAGAGGAAUCUUAUUUUACAUAUGAGAAUUCACACUGGAGAGAAACCUUAUGAGUGUAACCAAUGUGAAAAGGGCUUUAGAGACAAGAGGUAUCUUAUUGUACAUGAGAGAAUCCACACUGGAGAGAAGCCUUAUCAAUGUAACCAAUGUGAAAAGACCUUCAGAGACAAGAGGUAUCUUAUUGUACAUGAGAGAAUCCACACUGGAGAGAAGCCUUAUCAAUGUAACCAGUGUGAAAAGGCUUUUAGAAGAAUAGGACAUCUUAUUGAACAUCAGAGAAUCCACACUGGAGAGAAGCCUUAUCAAUGUAACCAGUGUAGAAAGGCGUUUAGUAGAAUAGGACAUCUUAUUGAACAUCAGAGAAUCCACACUGGCAAGAAGCCUUAUCAAUGUAACCAGUGUGGAAAAGCUUUUACACACAAGAUAGCUCUUACUGUACAUGAGAAAAUCCACACUGGUCAAAAGCCUUAUGAAUAUAACCAAUGUGGAAAGGCUUUUAGAACGAAGGGAAAUUUUAUUGUUCAUCAGCAACCACACACUGGAGAGAAACCUUAUGAGUGUAACCAAUGUGAAAAGGCCUUUAAAGACAAGAGGACUCUUACUGUACAUGAGAGAAUCCACACUGGAGAGAAGCCUUAUAAAUGUAACCAAUGUGGAAAGGGUUUUAGAGACAAGAGAGUUGUUAGUAGACAUCAGAGAAUUCACACUGGAGAGAAGCGUUAUGAAUGUAACCAGUGUGGAAAGGCUUUUACAGAAAAGGGACAUCUUACUGUACAUCAGAUAAUGCAUACUGGAGAGAAGCCUUAUCAAUGUAACCAGUGUGGAAAGGCUUUUACACAAAAGGGAGCUCUUAAUGUACAUCAGAUAAUGCACACUGGAGAGAAGCCUUAUGAAUGUAACCAGUGUGGAAAGGCUUUUACACAAAAGGGAGCUCUUACUGCACAUCAGAGAACCCACACUGGAGAGAAGCCUUAUGAAUGUAACCAGUGUGGAAAGGCUUUUACACAAAAGGGAGCUCUUACUGCACAUCAGAGAACCCACACUGGAGAGAAACCUUAUGAAUGUAACCAGUGUGGAAAGGCUUUUAGAGAAAAGGGACAACUUACUAAACAUCAGAUAAUGCAUACUGUAGAGAAGCCUUAUCAAUGUAACCAGUGUGGAAAGGCUUUUACACAAAAGGGAGCUUUUACUGUACAUCAAAUAAUGCACACUGGAGAGAAGCCUUAUCAAUGUAACCAGUGUGGAAAGGCUUUUACACAAAAGCGAGCUCUUACUGUACAUCAGAGAACCCACACUGGAGAGAAGCCUUAUCAAUGUAACCAGUGUGGAAAGUCUUUUAGAGACAAGAGCACUCUUACUGUACAUGAGAGAAUCCACACUGGAGAGAAACCUUAUGAGCGUAACCAAUGUGGAAAGCGUUUUAGACAUAAAUCUAGUCUUACUGACCCUGAACGUACCCACACUUAAAGAAACUUUAUGACUGUAAUCAAUGCUGGAAAGCUUUUGCAAAUAGAGGAUUUUUUUUACUAGAUGUCAAAGAAGCCAAACUGGACAGAAACCUUCUUAACAUAACCAAUGUGGAAAGGCUUUUGAGGGAAAUCUGGGACGCUAAUAUAUUAUUGGUGGAAAUGUGAACAGAUCCAACUAAUUCUCUCGCCCAACAGCUAUCAAAAGGUGCAUAGCCUUUGAAUUAGCAAUAUUUCUACUGGGCUUAUUUGCCAAAGAGAUCCUAAAGGAGGGAAAAGGACUCACAUGUGCAGAAAUGCUUCUUCAGCCCUGUUUGUAGUGGCAAGAAACUGGAAACUGAGUAGAUGCCCAUCAGCUGGGAAAUGCUGAAUAAGUCAUAGCACAUUAAUGUUGUGGAAUAUUAUUGUUCUAUAAGGAAUGAUCAGGAUGAUUCCAGAGAUGCCUGGUGAGAUCUACAUUAACUGAUGGAAAGUGAAGUGAGCAGCACCAGGAGAUCAUCAUACAUGGCAACAGCAAGACUAUACAAUGAUCAGUUCUGAUGGACGUGGCUCUUUUCAACAAUGACGUGAUUCAGGCCACUUCCAAUGAUCUUGUGAAGAAGAGAGCCAUCUACCCUGAGAGAGGACUGUGGGAACUGAGUGUGGAUGUAGCAUUUACACUCUUUGUGCAUCUAACAAGUAGGAGGGAGUAGACCAAAAACACUGGUGAGGGAGGAUUCCCAGGGCUGCUGUCACCUUCUGUGAGACGAGUCUCAGCUGCCCCAAGCACAAUAUAUCCAAGCCUCUGAAGCCAGCUUGGGGCCAGUUUCCUCUCCCAGAUGCUCCUUUUCAAACCUGGCAGAGGGUCUUCAUUCAAUUGCCCGCUGCCCAUGAUUCCAAAUAUGCUUUGGGGAUGGUCUGUAUCCUUUCCCGCUGGGUGGCAGAGUUCCCCUGUCAUACUGCCAUGGGCUUUAGGCUAGCAAAAAUCCUCUUAGAAAAAAAGCAUUUCGACCAGCAGGAUGAAUACAGAGAGGCUUGGAGAGACCUACAUGAACUGAUGCUAAGUGAAAUGAGCAGAACCAGGAGAUCAUUAUACACUUCGACAACGAUAUUGUAUGAGGACAUAUUUUGAUGGAAGUGGAUUUCUUUGACAAAGAGACCUGAGUUUCAAUUGAUAAAUGACGGACAAAAGCAGCUACACCCAAAGAAAGAACACUGGGAAACGAAUGUGAACUAUCUGCAUUUUUGUUUUUCUUCCCGGAUUAUUUAUACCUUCUGAAUCCAAUUCUCCCUACGCAACAAGAGAACUGUUCGGUUCUGCAAACAUAUAUUGUAUCUAGGAUAUACUGCAACAUAUCCAACAUAUAAAGGACUGCUUGCCAUCUAGGGGAGGGGGUGGAGGGAGGGAGGGGAAAAAAAAAUCGGAACAGAAAUGAGUGUAAA
Antechinus flavipes (yellow-footed antechinus) is the source of this 3850-nucleotide messenger RNA. RefSeq names its product zinc finger protein 260-like. Gene Ontology annotation, cellular component: nucleus. Gene Ontology annotation, molecular function: DNA-binding transcription factor activity, RNA polymerase II-specific; RNA polymerase II transcription regulatory region sequence-specific DNA binding. The coding region runs from base 117 to 2429 and encodes 770 amino acids. Gene Ontology annotation, biological process: regulation of transcription by RNA polymerase II. The record is from RefSeq and is a predicted model, not a curated record. NCBI's taxonomy places the organism in Eukaryota, Metazoa, Chordata, Mammalia, Dasyuromorphia, Dasyuridae. The transcript has 2 exons.